GUCCCUAUUCCCUGCGUGCCAUUUUCUCUCCCCUUUUCCCCCAUAUACUCUCUCCCCUCUCCACCCCACUCCAACAGUAACCCUCUUUCCUAUACAACAGUGCAUUCCUCCUCCUCCUCUCCUCCUGUGUCCCUCCCCUGCCCACCAUUAACAAGGAAGAGCCUCCCCCCAAAACCCCAAAAAAUCCCUCAUUUGCUCCAUAUCAAAGAGCCCCAUUUCAAGGAGGAGGAGGAAAAAGAAGGCACAAGCCCCUCUUUUCUAUCACCAGAACCAUCUUCUAUCCUUUCGAUCAAUCUAUAAUCCAUCUCGCUUGGUUGAGAUGAGUCCGAGCUAUGAGUGCAUGUCCUCUAUCCUCCUCUGCGCCGAGGACACCAGCAGCAUCCUGGGCUUUGAUGACGAGGAGGAGGAUAUCCAGGGGAAGAGGCCAGGCUGGGUGACUCGAAAAAGGAGCGAUUUUUAUGGGGAUUCCUUGAUGGUUUUUCCCCUCCAGUCGGAUAAGUGCUUGGCGCGGGUGGUGGAGAGAGAACCCGAGCAUCUACCGAGGGGGGACUACGCCGAGAGGCUGCGCUCCGGGGCCCUGGACCUGUCCAUCAGAAGAGAAUCCAUCGAUUGGAUUUGGAAGGUUCAUGCUCAUUACAAUUUUGGACCUUUGAGUGCCUAUUUAUCUGUGAAUUACUUGGAUCGGUUCCUCUCCACCUACGAGCUUCCUCAAGGCAAGACUUGGAUGAUGCAAUUAUUGUCGGUGGCAUGCUUGUCGUUAGCGGCCAAGAUGGAGGAAACUGAAGUUCCUCUAUUGCUGGAUUUGCAGGUUGGCAAGUCAAAAUAUGUAUUCGAGGCUAGGACUAUUCAGAGAAUGGAGCUUCUGGUUCUGAGCACCCUCAAAUGGAGAAUGCAAGCUGUGACUCCUUUCUCCUUUAUAGAUUACUUCCUUCACAAGUUCAAUGAUGGUAACUCUCCUACCAAGUUAUCGAUAUCCCGAUCCAUGGAACUUAUUUUGGACACAGUUGGAGGGACUGAUUUCUUAGCAUUCAGACCUUCAGAAAUUGCUGCAGCUGUUGCGCUGUCAGCGCUGGGAGAAACCCAAACUGUGGAUGUAGAGAAGGGUGUGUCUUGCUGCAACCUCAUAGCAAAGGAGAGAGUGUUGAGAUGCUAUGAAGUGAUUCAGGAGAAUAUACUGAUGAGAAAUAGGCCCCUUAAAAAUGCUACCCUAAUGGUUUCUUCAGUGCCGCGGAGCCCAAUCGCGGUGUUAGACGCUGCAUGCCUGAGCUAUAAGAGUGAUGAUAUAACUGUUGGGUCACAUGCUACAUGCCAUCAUACUUUGCCAGCUAGCAAGAGGAGGAAAAUAAGCACAUCUUCAAUCCCAUGAAGAUGGGGGGUUUUCUGGUUACUGCUCACCUGUUUGGGAGGUUUUGGUACUAUCAAACAAGCUAGACUGGUUUGGUUAGUGGGAGUUUUGUGUGGUCAGAAAGUUACCAGCAAAAAAAAGAAGAAUGAAACUUGACAAAAAAGAGGAAAACAAAACAAAGAUGAGAUGUUGUGGGUAAGCAGUACUCAUCCCUCUAAUAUGAAUGAAGCAUCCACCAGCAGUUGAAUUAUCAAAAAUGUAGAGCCAGAAAGGAGAACAGAGAAAAGUGGAUGCAAUGAGAGGAAAUGGAGAGAAAUGUAUGCUUGGGAGAAGAUAGAGGCUGCCAAAGAUAAACUGAGAAGUGUUUUUGUUGUUUGUUUUUCUUUUACCAUUAGGAAAAAGGUCCCUGUGGGGAUGAAAAGUGACCACUGAAACAGAAAAUAUGCAGGAAAAAGGAGGAAGUGGGUUUUUUAAGAAAGGUAUUUAUGAUUAACAUUAUU
Molecule: messenger RNA, 1845 nt
Organism: Phoenix dactylifera (date palm)
Lineage: Eukaryota; Viridiplantae; Streptophyta; Magnoliopsida; Arecales; Arecaceae
Product: cyclin-D3-1-like
Source: RefSeq, a predicted model, not a curated record